UCAGUCGCAUCAAACGGUUUGGCGUACGCAGACACGAAGUCGUAAUAGUCGGUGUCUGACAAAUGCAGUACGAAUUCUGCGUAUUUGUUUCGUUACGAUUUCUAAUUGUUACAAAUCGGCAAUUCAACAGAAAUUUCAGGUGCUAAAUCGCACUCGAUUAUUGCAGACACUUCGCAGCCCGACGACGCUGCCACCCCCACUAGCGGAUCGACUUUCAUACGCAUCUUAGUGAAAUGGAGAAUGUUGUCUGCUAUGCUUUGGCCACGUGGCUGCUGUUGUUGUGGAUUUACUUUUUGUGGUCACGUGGACGCUUUUAUCGUGUGGCCUGGCAGUUGCCUGGUCCUGUGGGUUUGCCAUUCAUUGGUUUGGGAUUGCAAAUGAUGCAUCCAGAGACUUUCUUGCAGUAUAUGGAAUACGCAUCGAAACGAUAUACGACACCAUUUAUUUCAUGGAUGGGCACAAGUUGUUUUCUUUACGUUAAUGACCCGGAAACAGUGGAAACGAUUUUCAAUUCACCGCACUGCACGAACAAAGGCGAACUCUAUCGUUUUCUGGCUGCAGCAAUUGGCGACGGCCUCUUCACGUCCAGCUCGCAACGCUGGAGCAAGCAUCGCCGCCUCAUCAAUCCGGCUUUUAGCCGCCAAAUUAUCAACAACUUCCUGCCCAUUUUCAAUGCGGAAGCCGAUGUGAUGCUGAGCAAAUUCACCGCCUUGGCCACGACCGGAACACAGUUGGAAAUCUACGAGAUGUUGAAACGUAAUGUUUUGGAGGCAGCUUGUCAGACGACAAUGGGUAAACGCAUGAAUUUCGAAAACGAAGGUUCGGCGCACAUCUUCGAGGCCUACAAUGGCAUAACCGAGGUUUGUGUGCGCCGCAUGCUGUCGCCCUGGCUUUAUCCGGAUGUGCUCUAUCGCCGCUCGUCGCAGUUCGUGCGCCAACAGCAGGUCGUUCAAGCGCUCUUCAGCUUCAUUGAUAGUCUCCUGCAGCGCAAAAAUAAUAAAUCAGUUGCAAAUGGCAUAGGGCAACAACAAGCGCAACAACACGCAUCAAUGAGUAUAAAGAAAAGUGAAAAUUGCUCAGAGUCUGCUAAUGAGAAUGAGUGUAUAAGUGGGAGAAAGCGUAUAAGUGACAAAGUGUGUAUGGAUGCGGUAACGGAUGUGAAUGCGGGUGCUUCAGCGGCCAUACGGAAGUCGAAAGCCAUAUUUGUGGAGCAAGUUCGUAUGCAUGUGGAGCAAGGUCAACUGUCAUGGGAGGAUGUACGCGCCGAGGCAAAUGUCAUCAUAGCGGCGACCUUCGAAACGACCUCGACAGCGUUAUAUAUCGUUUGCUUGUGUCUCGCCAUGCAUCCUGAAUACCAAGAAAGACUAUACGACGAACUCAAAACAAUAUUCCCAGAAAACGCAUCACCAGACGUAGACUAUGAGCACCUGGAGCGUAUGCCUUACACCGAGAUGAUUAUCAACGAAGCGCUGCGACUAUACUCACCCGUACCGAUGGUACUACGUAGCGCAGCCGAUGACUUUCGUCUACGCAAUGGCGUACUUAUACCGCGUGGCACACAAAUCGGCAUCGACAUCUACAACAUGCAACGCGUUGAACGUAUUUGGGGACCACAUGCGAAACACUUCAAACCGGAAGCACACUUCGGACCGAAUGCGACAAAACGACAUGCAUUCGCUUUUAUACCCUUCACAAAAGGUUUACGCAUGUGUAUUGGUAAUCGUUAUGCGCUAAUGCUGAUGAAGGUGUUCGUGGCGAAAAUAUUCCGACAAUAUCGUUUAAAGACCGAGGCAACACUCGAUCAGCUGAUCGUUAAGGGUACCAUAUCGUUGAAAUUGGCCGAAUAUCCGUUGUGUCAGCUGGAAGCGCGCAGCAGUUGAAGGAUUGGGAGACGGAUUCAAUAAAUAAAAAUGAGAAAAAGAGAGGCGAGGAGCGGAAAGCUUGGCGCUCUGAAUUUUUUAAUUGAAAACAAAAAUUGGACUUUUCUGCUUUAGUUUGAGUUUGUUUGCGCCUAAUGCACCACAAUUGAGGCCCGUGAGUAAGUAUUAGUGUGUGUGCACAGUUUUCCAAUGUGAAUUGCUGUUGUAGAUUAACUAUUUGUAAUUGAUAAUUUUUACUUGUAAGUUCAAUUAUUUUUUAAUUAAAUUUUGUUCGAUAUUUUUACUGCUAAUAAUGCCUAUUUCGGUAAGUUUCACUACGUUCAUUGAAUGAAUUUUAUUUAAUUCUCAAUUUAAUUUAAAUUUUUCUUCACUAACACCACUAUUUUUUAUUAAUGUUUUUUUUUUAAUAAAAUUGAAUGAAAAUCAAUUUUUGCUGGACCAAAGUUCCUUUUUUAAAAAAGUCCAUUUUCCUACAGUUUGGUUAAGUGUUUGGUAAAUUUGGGUAUGUUUACGGUAGUUUGCGCUUAAGUAUUUUUAUUUAUUAAAGUAAAAAAGUUUUCCAGCCUUUCCUGCAGCUUAUUUAUGUCUAUAUGCUCACAACUGUACAUAAUUUAUUUUCUAUAAAAAAUUUUUUCUUUAAAAAUACUGUGUACUUAAUAACUUACGAAUUUAAGUGCUUUAACAAAAUCUGUGGAUGUAAUGUUUUAGAAGAAAAGUUGAGAAGAAUUACAAAACAGAACAACAGAAAACACAACCCUAGAACCAACAAAUCCACAGCUCGAUAAUGAAGCUUUUGUUGGCGUUUUUAUCAUAAAGCUCUUAAUGCAACAAAAGCUCUCAUUAUUUAUAUCGGCGUAACCCUUCAGCUACCUAAAACCACGAAGUGAUGUGUACGGCGCUAGAAGAUGCCUUGAAAAACUAUUUCCAUACAAGUGACUUAAAGAUCGACGCACUCAAAAAUCCACUCAUUUAUGUGCCAAGCGCUGAUUCCAAGUAUAACGGGGAUUCAGUGAAGACUGUAACAUGCCUGUAAACAUAAAAGCUUGCGUGGUGAAAGACACUUGAAUGGAGUCACGAAUCCGGUAGAAAUUGCUUCCGGACAAAAAUUAUGAAUUAAAUCAGAAAUUUAUUCUCUUUCAAAUAAUGAAGCCGUACAUAUAUCCUUAAACGUUCAAAGCGUCUAUUGAAAAUGCACAAUUUUCGAACAAUGUUGAGAUUUUCCUACCGCCAACAAGAUCGUAGAUAGAUAGAUAGAUAGUAAAAAUUSAGGGUUUCCAAUAUCAUAUGAUAUCACAUAUGACCUUGGUCCAGCAUCCUGAACUUAUUCCAAGAGCCUGAGGGCGCAACGAAGAUGAUUUAAUCCCUGUCCGCGCAGAUGGAACCUGAGGUCAAUGCUGUUCUCUCCGCACUCUCGCCUCCGCGCAUCCGAGCUUCUCCUUAAAAGUGUGGAACCCCACUGCAAUGCAUGUUGAAUUAAAACAUGUUAAAUUAACUAGUUCGUCGUACAAUAUCAUACCGGGUAAGCUUUUUGGUGUAUUAAAACAUAUCAAUAAAAUGUUUAUACAUACUACAGAUUAACUCCAUAUUAAGUUUUCCCAGCACUUUGUGCAUCUAUCAGUAUCUUCAGCUGAAUAACUGCUGAGAGCCAAAGAAAUCGAAGACUUGCAGUUUACUGGUGGACUGAAAAUAACGCCCAACUCAGACGUACGAGCCCCCGUCUACGCAGAUCCUACAUGAGAUCCAGGCGCAGAGGAGUCGCAUCCCGAGAAGCCGAGCAAUCCAAAGCAGCAUAGCAAAUAGA
This is a messenger RNA of Bactrocera latifrons, 3681 nucleotides long. It is a transcript of the gene Cyp313b1, whose product is annotated as probable cytochrome P450 313b1. Lineage: Eukaryota; Metazoa; Arthropoda; Insecta; Diptera; Tephritidae. Bases 234 to 1880 code for a protein of 548 amino acids. The record is from RefSeq and is a predicted model, not a curated record. The transcript is spliced from 8 exons. Gene Ontology annotation, molecular function: oxidoreductase activity, acting on paired donors, with incorporation or reduction of molecular oxygen; heme binding; monooxygenase activity.